Messenger RNA from Angiostrongylus costaricensis, 435 nucleotides. The record is from the annotation of a GenBank genome assembly. Lineage: Eukaryota; Metazoa; Nematoda; Chromadorea; Rhabditida; Metastrongylidae.
AUGGAUUUUCGAGUUCCACAUUUCGUUCUGCACGACUUCAGUGAUGGCGAAGAGUCUAAAGUGAUUCGGAUGAUUCUAACCUAUGCGCGGGUACCGUACGAGUGUAAGGACGUCGACCGAGACAACUACAUACUAGAAGAUUAUCCUUUUUACACCUUGCCGAUGUUGGAGGUGAAUGAACGCAAACUCGGCAACGUGCCGUCGAUUUGCCGGCAGUUGGGAUGGAGAUACGAACUGAGUGGGCAGACGGUAGGCGAUGACUCGGAGGUGGAUAUGAUCGCGGAGAAGACUUUUCAAACAAGGAUGCACAUCAAAAACUGGCUUGAUCACCUCGAUCACCGGGAGGACCAUGACUGCGAUGUGAGAGUUCUUAUCAAAUUAAAAAAGUUGUGGUGGUUCUUCUGGAAUUAUUCAGCCAUCUUACUGUUUCAUUGA